AAAAGUGACUCGUAUUUGCCUUCAGGAUUUAUAUUCUGUAGAUAAACACUUAUGUGAUAUGUCUCUCACUUUAACAAAUCUAGAUCUCCAUUUCCCGAUCUGAUAUAAACCAUAUCAUCCCUACUUCAUUACAUUAUUCAUGUACAUGUUCUGAAGCACAAGGUUCAGACACAGUUUCUUGAGUACUAUACACUCAUGUCUCCACUUUGUGAUCUUGGUGCAAGAAAGGUACUGAUUUUCCUGUGUUUUUUCUCUUCAUUAUGUCUCAGUUCUGCUGCUACUCAAACUCAGCCUCUGCUUCUUGCCAAAACUGGCAGAAAACUUCUUGAUUCAGAAACCCAAGAAAAUCAGCUUAUUAAGAAAAAAGCUACUUCUACUAGCUCCACUUCCUUAGAAAACCAGACAAAAACCAUACCUACUUCCUCAUCUAAGAACCAAACCAAGCUCAUCAAGAAAACCUCAAAUCCUGCUACUACUUCAACUAGUAGUUCAUCUUCAACUAAAAACCAAACCAAGAUUCUCAAGCCCACUACUUCAACUUCAGAGUCUUCACUCAAAAACAAAACCAAACUCAUCAAACCCACAUCAACUUCCAACUCACCCACCAUCAAAACCCAAAUAAAGAAGCUGAAUUCCACCACACCAAAGCCAUUAAUCACAGCUAAGAAAUCCUCAGAUCUUACCACAAAGCCCAAACAGACCAAAACUGAAAAGCCCAAGCUACAAAAACCAAAGCAGCCCGUUUGGAUAGAUGAAGAUGAGGAGGAGGAUUUAGUUUCAGAUUUCAGAGAUCUGCCAUCAAGAUUCCAAGAAUCAUUAAUUCCAGAUUUGGAAAGAUUCUCCACAUCUUCCAAAGUUUAUCUCACAAGAGCCAAUAAAGAUCUGACAAAUGGGUUCAAACCAUUGGUUGGUAAAAAAUAUGCACCUGCCAUUGCUUCAAUUGUAUCUUGUGCAUUCAUUUUAAUCCCAUUAAUUUUAGUCUCCCUCAUUUUCAACAGAAUCAAAGCCUAUUUCUCCCUCCAAAAAAUAAUCAUUUUCAUCCAAAUUUACCUUGCAAUAUAUUUCUCUAUACUCUGCCUCUCUGCCCUUGUCACUGGCCUUGAGCCACUCAAGUUUUUCUAUGCUACAUCACAGUCCACAUACAUAUGUUUACAAGUGUUGCAGACACUUGGCUAUGUGUUAUAUCUCUUGGUUCUGCUCAUGUACUUAGUUUUAGUGUUCUCUACUGAGACUGGGCUGGUUUCAAAAUUACUUGCUCUGGGCCAGACAUUUGUGGGCUUUGCAGUUGGGUUGCAUUACUAUGUGAAAGUGUUUCAUCGUGCUGUGUUGCAUCAACCGCCCAAGAGUAGCUGGAAAAGUCAUGCUAUAUACGCCACGUGUUUCGUUGCCAUUUGUCUGCUUGAUAGAGCUGAGAGGAGGAAGAAAGCUUACUUAGAAGAAGGGGGUGCAGAGGGGAAAAAGAGUUAAAAUUCUCACUUUUACCAUUCUUUUUACCACCUUAUAUUCACUUUUUUUAAAGUGAAAAAUCGCGAAAAAUUUCGCUUUCUUUCGAAUUUUUAUUACUGUCAUAAAAUGUGUAAAAGUUAUAUUGAUUCUAUAGAAUAAAGAGCUAAAUGCAUAAUGUGUACCUGAA
Molecule: messenger RNA, 1633 nt
Organism: Daucus carota subsp. sativus
Lineage: Eukaryota; Viridiplantae; Streptophyta; Magnoliopsida; Apiales; Apiaceae
Product: cell wall integrity and stress response component 3
Exons: 1
Coding region: 196-1467 (423 amino acids)
Source: RefSeq, a predicted model, not a curated record